AUGUUUAUUGCAGACGAGAAUACGAGAAAAAGACGCGCCAGUCGCCCUAAGGUGCGCACAGGCUGCGUGAACUGCAAGAAAUUCCACAAAAAAUGCGAUGAGACCCGACCUCAGUGCCGGGUGUGUGCCAUCUACAAACGAGAAUGCGAGUAUCGUGAAACAAUUGACAAACGUACUCGAGCCUCACGCCUGGCUCGUAACGUGGCGCCUGUGCCUGAAGGCACCGUUACGUUGAUCACUCGAGGCCCCAAGUAUCAAGUGGAGCUGGAUGCCGAGGAGCGGUAUUUCUUGGACUUUUUUCGACGGAGUACCUCAUUCCAAUGCGCAGGCCACUUCUAUGAUGAAUUUUGGCAACGACUGGUUCACCAAGCCAGUGAAGAUCAGCCGGCUAUUCGACACGCCGUCAUUGGCAUGGGCUCCAUGAAUUAUCAUUUCGUCCGGUCAAGGACGGGCCCUGGCCCCUACGAUCAAGCUUUCUCUCUUCGGCAAAUCAACAAGGCGAUUCACUCUCUACAGCAAAAUCUAAUCAAACCCGGGAUGGGCCGUUUACGAGUCGAAACUGUCUUGGUUGCCUGUGUCGUGCUGGUCUCGACCCUGCUGUUCCAAGAAGAUGCCCUGUCGGCCGGCAAACAUCUUCGCUCUGGCUACAAACUCUUGCAGCAGUACUUAAUGGACUAUGGCAACACGAGUGGGGUCUCUGCCACGCUCACGAGGGCUUUUGGCGGUGUCCACAUGGUCUGGUCCUCUUUCAAUAGCAACGGAGCUCUCACUGGCGAUCAGGAACCUAUUCCUCUCCUGAUCGCUUCACCGGACCAUGCUGCCGAUGAGAUCCAACAGGCCAACGACCUCAUCAUCACGCUAGUACGCGUACUUGCGUAUCAAAACCACUAUCACACGUCUGGCGUUGAGUCGGGCAGUUCUCCAACAGAUAUGGAUGGCCCAAGCCUUGCCACAGAUCCGGCCGAGUUCGUGGGCAAGCUUCUAGGACUGCAAAGUCAACUCACAACAUACCGCGAGCUUCAUCAACACCAUCUAUCACAUCGAGACUUGAGCGCACUGAACAUUCUGGAGUUGUGGGCCGAACUCCUUCCCAUUCUAGGGGCCGUCGAAUCUGGCCCUGGCCCAAGAGAGAUGCAAUAUGAUAAAUACCUGGGAAACUUCAAACACAUUCUUGAUUUGGCCGAAUCCGUUCUGAUGGCUGACGAUAUCGACACGCCUUCAUUCUCUGUCAACCUGGGGGUUAUCCCGCCACUAUGUCUUGUGGCUUUCAAAUGCCGUGACCCGGCCGUUCGAGAACGGUUACUUUGUCUGUUCCGCCGCUCCCGCCGGCAGGAAGGCAUCUGGUCAACGAGCAUGAUAGCUCUGGUAUUGCAGCGAGUUUACGACAUUGAGCAUGCAGGCAUCUGGCCGGGCGAGCUCAUCCCCGAUGCAGCUCGUAUCAGAGCAAUGCAUGUGGAAAUCAAGCCUGCUGAAUCUCGACUACUGGUCCAGUAUCACAUGGCUUAUGUCUGUAAUGAUGAUUGCAGACACCUCACAAAUUGGAACAGCGAAUGGUUGAGAUAUAGAUUCUGUUGA
Molecule: messenger RNA, 1575 nt
Organism: Penicillium olsonii
Lineage: Eukaryota; Fungi; Ascomycota; Eurotiomycetes; Eurotiales; Aspergillaceae
Source: the annotation of a GenBank genome assembly